This is a messenger RNA of Caretta caretta (loggerhead turtle), 1543 nucleotides long. RefSeq names its product polysaccharide biosynthesis domain containing 1 (gene PBDC1). Gene Ontology annotation, cellular component: cytoplasm. The record is from RefSeq and is a predicted model, not a curated record. Lineage: Eukaryota; Metazoa; Chordata; Testudines; Cheloniidae.
CCUGGCCGGGCAGCUUCCGCUGGGGGCGGAAGGGGGACGAUGGAGGGUCAGAGGUCACAGGCAGCAUGGCCGCUGCAGGGGCCCGCCUGGGAGCCCGGGGAGCCGGUGAAGCUGUGGCAGCAGCCCAUGCAUUGUCCCCGCCAGCUGAAGCCUAUGGCAAUGAUCCCAACAUUGAAAUGAUCUGGGCCAUGAAAGCGUAUCAGCACGCUGAAGUCUAUUUUAAUCUUAUUUCCUCUGUUGACCCUAAGUUCCUGAAACUUACAAAAGUUGAUGACCAGAUCUAUGCUGGGUUUAGGAAAAGCUUUGGUGACCUCAAGAUCGAUGUGCUUGACCCAGAGGAGCUCAAAUCGGAACCAGCCAAAGCGAAAUGGCGCCCCUUCUGUAUGCAGUUUGAUGGGGUAGUUGAAGACUUCAACUAUGGCACCCUGCUCCGUCUGGACUGUACUAAGGACUACACGGAAGAGAACACAAUAUUUGUCACCAGGAUCCAGUUCUUUGCUAUUGAAACAGCCCGUAACAGAGAGGGCUAUAACAAUGUCGUUUACAGCCAUGCCACAGAAAUAAAGUCUGUUGCUGUAGAGAGAGGACUAUCUGCAUGAGGACAGGGAUGGAAAUACUUUACUAGCCAUGCAUGGAGAUGGAUAGGAAAGGUGAGGAGGAAGAUUCCCUGGUGCCAGGAGCAUUCAUAUAAAGUGGACUCUUACGCAGGGGAGGGAGAAAGGCAUGUGAAUUCAUGCUGGAGGGGAUAAAGAACAAACAAGACUUGGGCUUCAAUGUGAGAAUUUGUCUGCGGUGCUCUUAUGGCAGCAUUUCUGCUAUGUUAACUACUAAGCGCCCUGUAAAUAAAUGUUACUGUGCUGUAAUGGCUUAAUUCCUGCUACAGGAGGUGGUAGAAAGCUAGAGCUGUAACUGGUCUUAAAUUUGACCUGAGUUCAUGAAAGCAGUGUUAGAAUCUAGCAGAGCAAAUGAUCCUGGACACUCUCCCUCUGGGGAGAGACUAUGUAAAUGCAAACUAUUUUACAGGAUAAAAUACUGACAAAUUUUUACUGAGCUCUUACCUUCAUCUCUAGUAGAUGUUGUUAAAGCUAAUGACAGCCAAGUGCCUGAAUGAGUUUCAGGCACAAAGGGUAGGUUUCACAGAUUGAAGAGCAGGUACUAGGCCCACUGUUGACUUGAUGUGGAACACUCCCCUCCUGGGAUUGGCAACAGAAGGUUGUAUAAUGGCUACUGGUCUCACCUUGGCUGUGGCAGCCUGGGGUUUAAGUCCCUGCUCCAUCAGCAGAUUGCCAUCUAUUGAUUUAGUUUUGCUGUUAAAAUACCUCCAUCCCUAGCAGGGAGACAGUCAUUCUCUCCCUUCCAGGAGAGUGGAGGUGGUGAUCUAAAAAGACACAGCUCAGUAGAAACCAUUGAAGUUUAUUUGCAGUCACAAUGCUUACACUGUAUGCAGCAAACACCCUUACAAGUCAACCAGCAAUCUGCUCACACAGAAAAGGACCCAACACACAAUCGCCAGAGGAAAGAACAAAAAAAAAAAAGUGGGUGG